AUGACCGGAACUGAUAAAAGAAAACUCCUUGUUAUUGGAAAGUCGAAAAACCCUCGGUGUUUUAAAGGAGUUUCAUCACUUCCAGUAUUUUAUGAAAAUAACACCAAAGCAUGGAUGACCUCAGCAAUUUUUGAAAAAACUCUUAAUUAUUGGGAUGAUGAGUUACGCCCACACCCAUCAUUGAAUUUGAAAUUUAUUAAACUCAUAUUUUUGCCCACCAACACCACUGCUGUACUUCAACCAAUGGACCAGGGCGUUAUUAGGAACAUUAAAGCUCAUUACCGGAAUCAGUUAGUACUGAAAAUGAUUGAGGAUAUUGAGAAUCAUGUAGAAUCAAAAACAACUGUUUUGGAUGCCAUAAUAAUGCUGGAUAAAGCUUGGUGUAAUGUAACAUCGACGGGGAUUGCUAACUGCUUUCGGCAUACCGGUUAA
This is a messenger RNA of Myzus persicae (green peach aphid), 432 nucleotides long. RefSeq names its product tigger transposable element-derived protein 4-like. NCBI's taxonomy places the organism in Eukaryota, Metazoa, Arthropoda, Insecta, Hemiptera, Aphididae. Gene Ontology annotation, cellular component: nucleus. The transcript is spliced from 2 exons. Gene Ontology annotation, molecular function: DNA binding. The coding region runs from base 1 to 432 and encodes 143 amino acids. The record is from RefSeq and is a predicted model, not a curated record.